AUGAUUCGCAUACCAUACGCGGUUUCAUAUCUCGCAUGCAGUGCUCCCUUUAUCGGCAACCAUUCCCAAUGGGAAGGUGAUCCAGUCGCAGCCAUUUCAUCCGCUGUUAUCUACCAUCUAAAGCCGACUAAAGAGGAAGGAAGAAUACGAGCCUGUCAAAGGCCGGUUGGCAACGAAGUGCGGCAUCCAAUUGGAAAGGUAUCUUCGAUAGACGUAAAGACUCCCACAACAUUCCUGGACAGAAAGCACACCUUGACCUCGAUUAACCAUGCGCGUGUCUUUGCGACAGCCCCCACGGAUGCACUGCCGCUUACCGAUGGCAAGCUUGUCCACCUUACUGAUUCGAAUAAUCCUAUGGUACUGUCCGAAGCGUUUGUAUCUGUGAUCAAGGGUUUGGAAGCAUCACUACAAAUAUCGUUGAACUUGCCUACGUUACGAUCAUGCCGUUGGAAAGGAACGGAUCUGACGAUACACAAUGUUUGUGACCAAGCCGGAUCGGAACAAAAGAACCAAAGACCAAAGACUGUAGUUUACUACAAUCGAUUUUCCCAGGAACGCAUUAUUUGCGGCCGGAGUAUUCCGCCAAACACACAUUUACAGUUGGAUGAGCUGUGCGAGGAGCCGUCUCGCUUGUAUGCGGUUUUACCCGAUCGCACGGCAAAAGGGCUACCACCGACCACGGUCCGCUUCAACGAUCCCCAGCGCCGCAAAUCAGCGACGGAGUUUCAGCCGUGUGACGUGCCCUGCUUUCACGCGGGUGAAUAUAGGCUUGUUUCUCAACGGACCAUUGACGGAACCCCUUGGCGUUUUGUCUUUUCCAUGGAAGGACCACACUAUUUUUCGUCGCUUUUCUUGGAUCGCUCCGCAUACCAGAUUGACCGCUAUUACGCCACCACAUCUUUCCAAUCCGAUGUUCCCUUGCCGUAUUUCUCGUGGAGCGAGUACAGUAUUCAAAAGCCAAUGCUAGAUUUUGACCAAGCCAUUCCGGCGGCUCUUUUUCUGGCCCAAAAUUGUGAUUCACGUAACGAUCGGGAGGGUAUUGUGCGGGCUUUGCGGACGUCCUUUCGUGUUGAUUCCUUGAGCAGUUGUCUGCACAACGCAGAGCCACCAGCCGGUGUAGAUAUGGACAACAAAAUUCAAAUUCAGCGUCACUAUCUGUUCUAUUUAGCGUUCGAGAACCAAAACGAAGAUGAUUACAUCACAGAAAAGCUGUGGAGCGCUUUAGAAUCAGGCACGCUUCCAAUUUACUUCGGAGCACCUAACGUUCUUGAGCACGUUCCGGAAAACUCGGUCAUUAACGUAAACGAUUUUGACAGUAUCGACGCGUUGGCUGCCUACUUGACAAAGGUUUCCAAAGAUCGGGCUUUGUACGAAUUGCACCAUGCGUGGCGAUUGCAACCACUACCGGGAGCUUUCCAUCGGAAAUACGAUUUUACGAAUGUCCACGGAACGUGCCGAAUGUGUCGGUGGGCGGUGGCUAAACGUUACGGCUGGGGCUGGAACCACGCGAAUCAAACUAUUGUGGACGUCGCCGUCCCCCGAACCAUAUGCGUCGACGAACGUGGCUUGUUGCAACAGCCGCUACAGGAAUCUUGGACUUUGAAAAUGAAUGAUGUGGAUACGAAAUUGCAGCCGCCAAAAAUUCGCUUUCAGCAGGAAUCCGCAAAGGUCAAAGACAGCUGCAACGUUGGCAGAGACACAGCAACGAUUGUUGUUGGCGAGAAGGAGGAUGUAUUUGAACGAUUAAUUGUGGAACAAGAUGGAGUGCUAGACAUAUACCUGAGAAUGAGAACAAGUGUUAAGAGCGUAAGGACAUCAAGGGAAUCCGCUUUGCUGUGGCAGUUUCGGACGCCACUCCAACAUGGUAAUGCUACCACCUUUGUCUUUCAAACCAUUGAAGAGGGUCACAUGAGAUUGCAAGACAGUACAAAUCGCAUUACGUUUUUGACGUGGCCGCGCGUGAAUGUUGCGUUGGCAUCAUUUGUUGAUGGGGGCGACCAUAGAGUGAUUGUUCAGGUGCCCAUAUUACCGUUGCUACGCCUAAGAGUGAUUGUGGAGGACGUAGACACCUUUCAUCCAGGAGCGGCUGCCCUGGAAAAUUAUUUUGGCAAAACGAUGAAGGCUGAUUUUUGGAAUCCUGUGGAAACCUUCGUGUAA
Phaeodactylum tricornutum CCAP 1055/1 is the source of this 2157-nucleotide messenger RNA. RefSeq names its product core alphafucosyltransferase. The transcript is spliced from 3 exons. The coding region runs from base 1 to 2157 and encodes 718 amino acids. Gene Ontology annotation, molecular function: alpha-(1->3)-fucosyltransferase activity. NCBI's taxonomy places the organism in Eukaryota, Bacillariophyta, Bacillariophyceae, Surirellales, Neidiaceae. Gene Ontology annotation, cellular component: membrane. The record is from RefSeq and is a predicted model, not a curated record.